GCAGCAGGAGCAGAGAGCAGCCAUUGCUGUGUCUGGCAGCAGACAAUCCAGCUGUGAGGAGCGAGAGGUGUUAUUACAAGGAGCACUCAGAAUGGAAAAGGACAAGAAUCACAAGACUGAUUUGAUAAUAAAUCUCACUCUGGAAAUCAUCUACCUGCUGACUGGGGAGGGUUACACAGUAGUGAAGAAGACAUCCAGUGAGUGUGAGACACCCAUCAGCCAUCUCUGUGUGUCAGGAGGACUGAGGAGGACCCAGAGCCCCAUCACGGUGCCUCCACCUCACUCACUGAUACAUGAGAGACACAAUGACCAGAAGAUCCUGAAACUCACCAACAAGAUCAUUCAGCUGCUGACUGGAGAGGAGGAGGAGUAUAUAGAGGAACACAGGGGUCUGUACAAGGACGUGAUGAUGGAGAAUCACCGGCCCCUCACAUCACUGGAUGGGCCCAGUAACAGAGAUACCCCAGAGAGAUGUCCCCGUCCUCUGUAUUCCCAGGAUUGUACAGAGGAGAAUCACAGGACCCCACAGGAGGAUCAGGGUGAACAGCUGACUGAUAGAAAAAUAAAUGAUAUAGACAGAGAAGAAGAGACGUAUGUGACUGAUAUGAAGGCAGAAGCUAUAGAGGGAGAAGAGACGUAUGUGACUGAUAUGAAGGAAGAAGAUAUAGAGGGAGAAGAAGAGACGUAUGUGACUGAUAUGAAGGCAGAAGAUAUAGAGGGAGAAGAAGAGACGUAUGUGACUGAUAUGAAGGCAGAAGCUAUAGAGGGAGAAGAAGAGACGUAUGUGACUGAUAUAAAGGCAGAAGAUAUAGAGGGAGAAGAGACGUAUGUGACUGAUAUGAAGGCAGAAGAUAUAGAGGGAGAAGAAGAGACGUAUGUGACUGAUAUGAAGGCAGAAGAUAUAGAGGGAGAAGAAGAGACGUAUGUGACUGAUAUGAAGGCAGAAGAUAUAGAGGGAGAAGAAGAGACGUAUGUGACUGAUAUAAAGGCAGAAGAUAUAGAGGGAGAAGAGACGUAUGUGACUGAUAUGAAGGCAGAAGAUAUAGAGGGAGAAGAAGAGACGUAUGUGACUGAUAUGAAGGCAGAAGAUAUAGAGGGAGAAGAAGAGACGUAUGUGACUGAUAUGAAGGCAGAAGAUACAGAGGGAGAAGAAGAGACGUAUGUGACUGAUGUGAAGGCAGAAGAUAUAGAGGGAGAAGAAGAGACGUAUGUGACUGAUAUGAAGGCAGAAGCUAUAGAGGGAGAAGAAGAGACGUAUGUGACUGAUAUGAAGGCAGAAGGUAUAGAGGGAGAAGAAGAGACGUAUGUGACUGAUAUGAAGGCAGAAGAUACAGAGGGAGAAGAAGAGACGUAUGUAAGGGGUGAUCAGCAGUGUAAGGAGGAGGAGAUCCCUACAGACAUCAGCACAGCAGAUGAACACACAAGCAGGAACAUCUCAGAGGGACAUCUAAUGUUCUCCCCGGAUUGUGAAAUAAGAGAUAACGACAGUAGACAGGAUUCUCCAGGAGAUAACCCCAUUACCCCAAUUAUACAUCCAGCUCUAUCAGCUGAUCCCUCUGAUCCUGGGAAAUGUUCUCCUGAUGACUCUGAUAUUGGUGCAUCUGUUACAGCUCUGACAGUAUAUACAGUGUUUCCCUGUUCUAUAGAUGCCAAAUGUAUUACACAGAGCACAAACCAUAUUACCCCUCAACCAGCUAAGGAAGGUGAGAGGCCAUUUCCAUGUUCUGAGUGUGGGAAAUGUUUUACAUGGAAAUCAGCUCUUGUUAGACAUCAGAAAAGUCACACAGGUGAUAAUACAUUUCCAUGUUCUGACUGUGGGAAAUGUUUUACAUGGAAAUCAGCUCUUGUUAGACAUCAGAAAAGUCACACAGGUGAUAAUACAUUUCCAUGUUCUGAGUGUGGGAAAAGUUUUACAUACAAUUCAGCUCUUGUUAGACAUCAGAGAAAUCACACAGGUGAGAAGCCAUUUUCUUGCUCUGAUUGUGGGAAUUGUUUUACCGAGAAAUCACAACUUGUUAUACAUCAGAGAAGUCACACAGGUGAGAAUACAUUUACAUGUUCUGAGUGUGAGAAAUGUUUUGCUUGCAAAUCAGCUCUUGUUAUACAUCAGAGAAGUCACACAGGUGAGAAGCCGUUUACAUGUUCUGAGUGUGAGAAAUGUUUUGCACAAAAAUCAAAUCUUGUUGCACAUCAGAGAAUUCACACAGGUGAGAAUCCAUUUCCAUGUUCUGAGUGUGGGAAAAGUUUUACAUACAAUUCAGCUCUUGUUAGACAUCAGAGAAUUCACACAGGUGAGAAGCUAUUUUCUUGCUCUGAGUGUGGGAAAUGUUUUUUACAGAAUUCACAUUUUGUUACACAUCAGAGAAUUCACACAGGUGAGAAGCCAUUUUCUUGCUCUGAGUGUGGGAAAUGUUUUGCACAGAAAUCACAACUUGUUGCACAUCAGAGAAGUCACACAGGUGAGAAGCCAUUUUCUUGUUCUGAUUGUGGGAAAUGUUUUACUCAUAAAUUUAAACUUGUUGCACAUCAGAGAAGUGACACAGGUGAGAGGUCAUUUCCAUGUUCUGAGAAAUAAGCUCUUGUCGCACACAAUAGACAUCACUCAGGUUAGGAACCAUUUUAUUCUUGAGUAUACUUAUCAUUGCCAUGUAACGUUCUUCAAGGUUCUUAUCCUAUCUCCCAUGCUUUUUGCAAUAUAUAUGCUACCGCAGGGUGAAGCAAUCAGACGUCAUGUCCUCGUUUACCACUGCUAUGCCGAUGACUUGUCUUUUGCUCUGAGUACUGAACCCAAUAUCAAUCCUAAAUGUCUAGCUGAGCUCCAGGUGUGGGGGAUGCCAGUUGGCUGUGACUCAGUCCUGGUGAAACAGUUCCUUAUGAUAGCUCACCAACAAAGGGCAGGGCUACAGCUCAGCUUUGCCUACCAACCAGACUUACACUUGGGGGUUCAGAGUUACAAAAUGCUUAUCCGGUGUGGAAUCUUGGUGUCCUGGAUGGUGGAGUGACACUUAGACAUCAGAUAACAGCCACAAUCAGAUCCUCAUCUGAGGAACAUAGCCAGACUCAAGCACUUGAUUCCCUCAGAAGAAUGACCUACAGUCAAUACAUGCAUUUGUAUCAUCACACAUAGGCCUCUGUAAUAUCCUCUACCUGGGUCUCCCAGUAAAACAAUUGCACCACUUGUAGCUUGUACAGAAUCCAGCAGCCAGGCUUUUAGCUAAUCAGCCUGUUCCUGCCACAAAAUGCCCAUUCUCUGCUCCCUCCACCGGCUGCCUGUAAGAUAGUGACUGUACUACAUAAUCUGCUUACUGACUCCCAGCCCUAUGUGACCAGGGUCCAUGGUACCAGAAGCAGCUUCUGCCUCCUUACUGCUCUGCUUGCUUUCUUCCAUCUGCAGAUGAAGGACUAUUACCAGCAGUACCAAGAAACCCCAUGCAGUACUGCGAUGUCAGGGGGGAGACAGGAUUGGUGGCACUAUUGCUGUAGCGGGGGCUGCCGGAGGCACUGUCUGUGGGUAAUAUUGUUCCCAAGCAGCACUGAGGUGGCAGAGGGAGGGAGGAUGUGGCAGGAGGCAGUGUCUGUGUGAGCAAUCUUGUCCUCAAGCAACAUUAAGGUGUCAGAGGGGGAGACAGGAUGGGUGGUAGUAGUGGGGAGAGAGUGGGUGGCAGUAGUGAUGGGAGACGACUGGUGGCAGAAGUGGGGAGAGACAGGGUGGGUGGCAGUAGAACAAUAGUGGCGCUGCUGGAGGCAGUGUCUAUGUGGGUAAUCUUGUCCCCAAACAGCACUGAGGUGUCAGAGGGGGAGACAGGGCAGUUUUUCACAGUGCAGUACCAGGGGCUGCUGGAGGCAGUAAAGAGGUGUAUGGGUCCCGCACAGAACCAGUUGAUAAUUAUGACUUAAUGAGUAUUAUGCUUUUUUCUAAUUAAUCCCUUGUAUGUGAUCAUUUAUUGUUAUUUGUCAGCCUUUAUCUGUGUUCUGUGUAAUAAUCCUGAAAGCAGUGGUGCUACCUGUCUCCUAUCCUUUGAAUUAACUUGCGAAAAAUGAGUAAACAAUGAGAUAUGAGGUGCACUCUGGAAGCUCAUAGGGGGUUAAUCAGAGAUGAAUGCAGAUGUGACAUCACGCAGCCCCUGGAGAACGGUUCCGGUUCGCUCCACGUUAACCCCUCAGGAAUGCGACCACAAUGUGUGUUUGUGUGGCUGCUCCACAUGUGCGUUUUGCCACAACCGGCAAACUGCUGCGGGCCGCUAUUGUGGCCGAGUCUGAAAGACUCCCAUAGGCUUUUGGCUCUUCUUUUUUUGUAUAAUGCUGUUUAUUGGAUUUUAAACAAACAGGAAACCAAAAGUGACAGCACACAUUACAGAGGUAUACAAGAGGGGUGAUGGAAUUGAACAACCAUCAAAAAUGUACAUAACACCAUAUCCGUAAUACAGAAUGUUCAGUUCGCUAGACAUGUACUACCAAAUUUGGUAACAAACAAAUAAAGAACAAAAAGGACAACAGAUAAUGUAAUAACAAAAGGAAGACAAGGAGAGAGACAAUACAGUGACACAAAUAGGAAAACAUAAAAACACGGGUCAGGUUCCACUAUAGGAAUAGUCCUUAAACGGCAUAAUCAAACAUUAAUAUAUAGAGGUGAGUGAGGAAUUCAAUCAUAUUCAGGUAGUGUCAGAUUGGGGGGAAAGUAAUUGUGACAAAUCUGCAGCGCUAUUAAUAAUCAUGGGAAGCCCUCGCCACGCCCGGAAUUCCUCCCAUUUCUACCAUCUCUCCCGCACCCGAGGAGGCGUAAUUGAAUAUACUGGUUUCAAAGGAAAGGGAAGAAUUGGACUUGGUGUGGCGCACUCUAACAGAACAUACUUAUUAAAAUAUAACUUUUAUUUUUGUUUAUACUUAAAAAAAGCCAAGUACUGUGAAAUAAUAAAAUGUAAAAGACAGAUGUGAGACAAAGUGCAACAUAUAGUGUUAAAAACCCACACUCUCUGGUUCCACUGUGCUGUGCAAUGUCUUAAAUCUAUAUGUAUAUUGAAUAUAUUCCAGGUUCUCUGACCUUUUUAUACAAGAAAUUUUGUGGUGCUGUCAGAAUGUGAUCACAAUAUUUAAUUCAAUGUAAAC
This is a messenger RNA of Pseudophryne corroboree (corroboree frog), 5106 nucleotides long. RefSeq names its product zinc finger and SCAN domain-containing protein 12-like. The record is from RefSeq and is a predicted model, not a curated record. The transcript has 7 exons. Lineage: Eukaryota; Metazoa; Chordata; Amphibia; Anura; Myobatrachidae. The coding region runs from base 92 to 2575 and encodes 827 amino acids.